AGUGGACGGACAGCCGAAGAGGCAGUGACGCUGACAGGAGCUCCAGAGGACACACUCCUCCUCCUCCUCCUCCUCCUCCUCCUGACGGUCACACUCCCCUGGCUGGACCUGCCUGGCUCCUCUGUGGUUCUCCUCCAACAGGAGGUGCUGCGCUGCUCUGCAACAUCCCAGAACACAGAGACACGGUGUGAGUAUGUGCACAAAGAGGCUGAGCACCUGGAUAAAGAGAAGAAGAACCUGCGACUGGAAACCAAACAGCUACAACACGCACUGAGACGGCACAGGAGUGUAAAACAGGUGUGUGAUGAGGUGGAGUGUGUGGAGAAAACUCUGCUGAAGAGACGAGCUGAACUCCGUCAGGCGGACCGACUGCUGCUGGAGGCUCAGAGCUGCAUACACACCAGCAGAGACAAGGCCCGCUCAGCUCAGCAGGAGGCCGACGUGCUGCAGCGCUCGGCUCAGGACGGCGCCACCUGUCUGCUGGAGGCCACACAGCACAUCAGAGAGCUGCAGGAGGAGGUGGAGGAGCUGAGGAGGAGGAGACAGGAGGAGGAGCAGAGUCUGAGAGAGCUGCAGGAGGAGCUGAGGAGCAGAGAGCAGGAGCUCCAAAAACUCGGCACAAAGCUGCACUGGGCUUCAGACGG
Molecule: messenger RNA, 644 nt
Organism: Plectropomus leopardus (leopard coralgrouper)
Lineage: Eukaryota; Metazoa; Chordata; Actinopteri; Perciformes; Serranidae
Source: RefSeq, a predicted model, not a curated record